Molecule: messenger RNA, 2901 nt
Organism: Coccinella septempunctata (seven-spotted ladybird)
Lineage: Eukaryota; Metazoa; Arthropoda; Insecta; Coleoptera; Coccinellidae
Exons: 1
Coding region: 1-2901 (966 amino acids)
Source: RefSeq, a predicted model, not a curated record
AUGGUUUCUGUGGAUAAUUUGUCAGUUGGAGACCAGUAUUAUUUACUGGAGGAAUACGAUUCCUCCUCAUUUGGAGUCGUUCCAUCUGAAAGAAUAUCUACAAAAGCAGUUUUGUCAUCGAUGAUAUCGGAAAAUUGCGAAGUUGGACAGGACGAUAAUUACGAAACGGAAACCUCUACGUCUGUUGUGUGUGAUGUCGCUGAACAUCAGGAGGACACGCCUGCCCAUUACCUUGAGGCGCUUAGUAGUGAGUGCUCUUUCUGUGGAGCUCUAUUUUUUCGCACCGAGAAUAUGAUUUGCUGCAAAAGAGGCGCAGUGAGCCUUCCGGUGAGUGCCACUUAUCCGGACCUGCUGAAGGCUUUGAUCAUGAACAACCACCCUCAAUCGAAGAACUUCAUACAACAUAUAAGAAGUUACAACACGCUGCUCGCCCUUGGCUCCACGACAAUCGUUCAAAGAGAAGGUUUGGCGAGAGGAGCCCCUGUUGUUGUGGUCUCAGGACAGAUAUACCACCGAGUAGGCGAUGUUUGUCCAUCCGAUCCAGCAUUUGGAUCACUGUAUUUCGUGGAUUCAGGAGAAGCCACGAAGAAGAGGGCAUCAAAAGGAGUUGGAGACGGUUGCAACCCCCGAUUAUUAGGGCAAAUAGAUGCUCUGCUGAGGGAAACUCACCCAUACGCCCAAAUGUACUCUACCCUAGGUCAAGUGGUUCGUGACACACGAAGAACCAGUGGUAACGAUUCCGUUCCGCAACUUGGCCUAUAUUUCCACCAACAACCAGGAACCAACAGGAAGGUCUACGCGGCACCUUCCACUUCCACCGAAAUCGGCGCUAUUUUUCGUACAGUCGACGGGGAUAUACCUCCACCAGGCACAGUUCGUGUGAAUUUAAUAAGUACAAGUAAUAGUUUCCAAAUUAAGGAUAUCCCAAAAUUGUCUCCAAUUGUUGAUGCUCUCUGUUAUCCAUUACUUUUCCCUAACGGAGAAUUGGGAUGGUCGACUGGGUUGCAGAAAACAAUUGGAAAUAAACGGAUUUCAAAAUUAGAAUUCGAGUGCUACCGUCUGAUGAUUCGUGCAAAUCAUUUUAACCCGAUCCUUCUUUCUGGACGCUUGGCUCAACAGUUCAUCGUUGACAAAUACGUUGAGUUAGAAGGUUUCCGAUUAAAUUUUUUGCGAACACAUCAGAAGGAAUUACGCGUCGAGAGCUACGUCGGGCUCCAAGAUUAUAUUGCGCGAAGAACGGUAGUGGAACCAGACGGUGGUGAAAGAAUAGGUAGAGUUACUAUCCUACCGAGUUCGUUCAUCGGAGGGGCACGUUUCAUGCAGCAAAAUUAUCAAGAUGCAAUGGCCAUUGUAGCAAAAUAUGGCAGACCCUCCCCUUUCGUCACUCUCACCUGUAACCCCAACUGGCGUGAGAUCACUGAAAAUAUGGGAAGUAAACUGUUGAAUCCUCAGGAUAGACCGGAACUAAUCGCGCGAGUGUUCGAUUUAAAAAGGAGGGCAUUUUUCGAGGAUAUAUUGAAAUUCAAAAUUUUCGGUGAUGUGAUCGCUUACGUUUACGUUAUAGAAUUUCAAAAACGCGGUCUUCCUCAUAUGCACUGUCUUCUGACUUUGGCAGAUGAAUAUAAACUGCGAAAUUCUGAGGAUGUAGACAAGCUGAUUUGCGCCGAGCUACCAGCCGAAAACACCCGGCUUUUUGAUAUUAUAAUGUCCACCAUGAUUCACGGACCCUGUGGUGAUCGCGCACCGGAUUCUCCAUGUAUGGUCGACGGACAGUGCACCAAGCAUUAUCCCAAAGAGUUUUCGGAAAUUACCAAAAUUAAUUGUGCGUUGCCCGUAUAUAGGCGAAGAAAUGACGGUCGCACCGCGAUAUUCAAAAGAAACAAAGGAACGUGUGUGAUAGAUAACAGAGACGUAGUUCCGUAUAAUCCAUAUUUAUCCAUGAAAUAUCAAUCUCAUAUAAACGUGGAAGUGAUAACUUCAGUAGGAGCUAUCAAAUAUGUUUUCAAAUACAUAAAUAAAGGUCCUGAUGCUGCCGUUCUUCAGUUGCGAAAUGAGGUCGUUUGGGACGAAAUCCAAGCAUUCAUUGAUUCCCGCUACAUCUCUUCCGGUGAAUCAGCUUGGAGAUUGUUGUCUUUCCAUAUUCAAGACAAAAGUCAUACAAUCUAUAGGUUACCCGUCCAUUUGCCUGGAGAACGUGAGGUAUAUUUUGAAGAAGGGGAAGAGAUGACAGCGUUACAACGUUCAAAACUCAGUCGUUUGGAGGCGUAUUUCGAACUUAAUGUGAACGAUCCUAGCGCACGUGAAUGGAAGUAUUGUGAAAUACCUCUCCUUUAUUCUUUUAAUGCCACCCAACAUCGCUGGGUUAGACGUUUGAGAAAACGAUCUGUAAUACCUAGGAUGCACACUAUAAGUGCGAAGUACAUAGAAAAGUUUAAUUUGCGUAUUUUGCUCCUUCACGUUCAAGGAGCAAAAUCUUUUAAUGAUUUAAAAUCCUUCGGCGGCACAUUAUAUUCUACGUUUAAAGAAGCGGUACUGGCCAGAAAUCUGAUAUCGUCAGAUUCGGAGUGGUUCAGAACUCUGGAACACGCAGUCCUGGUAGAAAUGCCCGGGUGUAUGCGGAAAUUAUUCGCGUACAUGCUGUGUUUCUGUGAGAUCGGCGAACCACUGUCACUUUGGAAUGAGUUCAAGCGAUUCAUGAUAGAGGAUUAUGUGAGGAAAGGUAUCUCAGAAUGCCAAUCUGAAGAUUGCGCUCUGCGUAGAAUCGAGAAGACAUUACGUUUUCUGGGAAAAACUCUCAGAGACUUUAAUCUGCCGGAGCCGACCUCAAGUUCGGGAGUCAACGUUACCAACACCAACGACGACGAUGAGACUUCAUUUCUGCGGUCGAGUCAGCGACGUUAG